AUGGCGAAUAUGCUUUACAACAAUCUUCCAGGGUUUGCAUCCACAAAAUCUUGGAUGCUACAGUCGGCUAUGAUUUCUAAAUACUGUAUUCAAAAUACUAUUAAAUGUGGAUCAGAAUCAAAUUAUCCUGUUGUUGCAAGAUCAGGUGGUCAUUCUUAUGAAGGUUACGGAAUUGGAGAUAAAGAUUGUUAUUUAGUU
Cetraspora pellucida is the source of this 198-nucleotide messenger RNA. NCBI's taxonomy places the organism in Eukaryota, Fungi, Glomeromycota, Glomeromycetes, Diversisporales, Gigasporaceae. The record is from the annotation of a GenBank genome assembly.